Pseudopipra pipra is the source of this 2952-nucleotide messenger RNA. It is a transcript of the gene CD34, whose product is annotated as CD34 molecule. The transcript is spliced from 8 exons. Gene Ontology annotation, biological process: cell-matrix adhesion. The record is from RefSeq and is a predicted model, not a curated record. Gene Ontology annotation, cellular component: membrane. Bases 361 to 1512 code for a protein of 383 amino acids. NCBI's taxonomy places the organism in Eukaryota, Metazoa, Chordata, Aves, Passeriformes, Pipridae.
AACAGGAAAGCAGCAGCUCUCAGGAAAGAGUUAAUCCCAGCGAGGCUUUGGGAUCCUUUGCUGGGGAGAGGGCUGAUCUUUUGUUUGUUUUGAAGCUGCUGGCAGGAAAGUGGGGAGGAGAAAAUUACCUAAGUGAUAGUGAGGUUGCCAUGAACUAUAUAAAACUGGGAAAUCAAAGCGGAGCAAACUCCACCUCGCAGUCUUGAACCACAAGCACAACCCCUGAAGAGAAACCCACCCCACAAAACUGAGUGAUCUCAAAGGCUUGAACUCCAACCAAGCUGCAUGAGCUCAGAGCUGCUGCAGGACUGAGAACCCCGGAGCUGUCAGGGCCAGCUCCAGUUGUGGUGGGAGCUGGGAAUGCUGUUCUUGGGAAGUUUCAGGGUGAUGAAGCGGAGGCAGCUCUUCUGGAUCGCCCUCUGCGUGCUGGAGUUGGCUGGCAACGCUGCUGGGAACCCAACAGGGACACCUGCACCCACAGUCACGGACAUGGCAGAGGAAGGCAACACCAGUGGGGCAACCACCGGAACCAUCGGAGCCACUGGGGCCACUGGAACCGCCAGCAGUGCCAAGCCCACACCAGACACAGCUGCUGCAGCCGGGUCCCUGACAGGCAUUCCCAGCUCCACAGGAUCCAGUGGGGAGCAGAUGAGCCCCCAGACCAGCCAAGCCCCCACAGUAGAACUGGGCACCUCCUUGGAGACACAGAACAUGAGCCAAAGUGUCCCCACGACCAAGAGCCCAGAGGCACAGCCCAGUGAGGCAGCAGAGGCCUCGGGGUCCACGGUGGAUAUGAAGAGCUCUCCUGCCACCACGGAGCACCCUCCUGUCUCAGCUGCCACCCUGCCACCACACACAGCCAGGGACAGCCCAAAGCCCUCCCCUCUUCCCAUCACAUGCCACAAUGUCAAGGAAGUGAGUGACACUGGAGCCAUCUGCCUGCAGCUCAACGAGUCCACCACGUGUAAACACUUUUUAGAGAGGAAGGGGUCGGAUCUAUGGAGAGCAGUGUGUCAAGAGAACGCCCACCCCGUUCCCUCCCCCUGCCAGGUCAAACUCGCCAAGUCUGAGGUGGACCACCACUGUCUGCUCCUCAUCCUCAGCGGAGAGAAAGAUCCCGCUCCACAUAUGCUCAAGGAGUCUCACUGGGAAAAGUUUGGAAUAAAAUCCCUGAAGUGGGACAGCGUGAGGAACCACCAGGACUUUUCUCAGAAGACCCUGAUCGCCUUGGUCACAUCUGGACUCCUGCUGGCGUUCCUGGGCUUGGCUGGAUACUUCCUGAUGAGGCGGCGGAGCUGGAGCCCCGCGGGAGAGAGGCUGGCUGAAGACCCGUAUUACACGGAGAACGGUAGCCAGGGCAACACGAUGCUGAUGACGCCCUCCCAGGAGCAGCCGGAGCCGCAGGAGAAGCCGAACCUCAACGGUGGCACCCAGGAGAACGGGACUGGCCAGGCGUCCUCCAAAAACGGGCACUCGGCCCGGCAGCACAGCCCUGCUGACACCGAGAUGUGACCCGGGCCCAGGCGGCCCUGAGUGAACUGCGAGGGCAGCAGAGAGGCGAGGGAGGGCAGGAGUCUGCCGUGGACAGUGGGGGAAUUGCAGACCUUUUGUUAUUGUUGUUAUUUGUUUCUGUGAAGAACUUCAAAAAUCAGCCUAGAGCACACUGAGAGCCAGAGCUGCCAAAGACCUGCUUCUCUGCCUCCUCCUCCCACUGACCACACAAGAGACUUUUUUUUUUUUUUGCAGCUGUUCUCUGCUUUUGUUGUUAGAAGGACAUCAUGAGAAGUACAAGUGCCCUUAGCCCUCCACAGCUUUUUAGGCAGAGGCAGGCUGUGUCCAAACAGCCCAGAUUUCUGGUAGCAAUGUGUUAGGCUGAUGAAAGUAGUUAAAUUGGGAUUUCAGUGACAAAAACCUCUCAGGUUUCAGAUAGUUUGGGUUAACAGAGUUGUUUAUAAUCUCAUCUUUAUGUUAAAGUGCAGGAUUUCUUCCUUUUUUAAGACCAUCAGGCAUUUAACCCCCUUCUUGUGUUCUAGGUCUCCUCUACUAUUUCCUGCUCCAGCAGAGCUCUGUGUAAAAUUUGCCAUGUGGAAUUGAAGGCUGAAAUGUCAACAGACUUCAAACUUGUUUCUUUUUGACUCCUACCAGUACACAGGUAGUUGUUUUAGAGCGAAAAUCUCCCCCAGUCUCUUUGUGUCAGGGACUGGGGACGUGUGACGAGGCAGAGCCAGCAUUUUAUCCCUCGAGUGAGAUGGAGAUCACUGGAUAGGGCUGCAGGGCUCUGGGGGUGCCAGGAGUCCACCACUCUCCCUGCUGACACGUGGGGAUUAGUGCCCAGCGUAGGAAUUUGGGAAUAAGAGAAGCCAAAGGACUCCCAGUGGGAUGAGUGUGAGACAGAAACCUGGCUCUGUGUUUCUCCCUCUGCACCAGCAGCAGGUACAUAAACAAUGAGCAGUAUUUUCACUUGGGGAAGUCCCCAAACCCCAGCAGCAGGAGCAGGUCCCUCCUGCUCCCAAGGCAGGAGGUGCUGGAGCCACAUUGCUGAGGUUGAGCCCCCAGCAGCUCAGUGGGUGCCAGGGACCAAGAGCAGGUUUGUUCCUCAUCCCAAGCAUAUGUAGCUCAUUUUUAGGGAGCCAAAGCUCAUUUUUAGGUUGUGCCAGCUGGUGUACCAUGAGGGGUGGUGGGUCAGAUGUUGCUCAGCCCACAAUCUCUGCUGGCACCAGCAGCAACAUCCACAUCCCAAAAGCAGCCCUUGAAGCUGAUCUACCCUCUCACUAGUGAAUUCUUCCCAACCUUUUCCCAGUGCUGAAGACCUGAGGGGAAGGCUUUUUUUCUUGGUACAGCAACUUAAAGCAACGACAGCAACGUGCCCAUCAUCACCUGGGGCUCUUUUCAUGGGUGCAAGAGUCGUUUAAACACAAUUAAAAUACUUCAGGGUGUUUGUUUUGGUGUGAA